Messenger RNA from Carica papaya (papaya), 1156 nucleotides. RefSeq names its product transcription factor bHLH148-like. The record is from RefSeq and is a predicted model, not a curated record. NCBI's taxonomy places the organism in Eukaryota, Viridiplantae, Streptophyta, Magnoliopsida, Brassicales, Caricaceae. Gene Ontology annotation, molecular function: protein dimerization activity. Gene Ontology annotation, biological process: regulation of DNA-templated transcription.
CGCUUUAUAUUCCUCCCCCCCCACCCUACCCUUUCUCUCUCUCUCUCUCCACUUUCACCCACAGCCUGACACCUCACCAACUCCGUUCCGUUUCUCCGUCCUUGCUUCCUUCUUCCUCUUCCGUCGAUCGAUCAAAUCCGUUGCUGUUGAUACGUAAACUCCCUUCUAACAGGUAAAGAGAAGGUAAUCUGAUUCUGUUAUUGUUCGUUACCAGAGAGGCAGAUACUGUUUCUUCUGAUUCUUUCAACAAGAAAAAAAAAAAAAAAAAGGAAGAUCAGUUGAGGCAGAAUUGUACGGACAGGAGAAUCAUCGUCAUCAACCGAUGGCAUCUCUGAUCUCGAAUCAUCAGGUAGUAACCACCGCGAACUCCGAUCGGGUGCGUAAGAAAAAGAAGAAGAAACCUCAGCAUAAUAAAGAACAGCAAAGUCAGAGCCAAGGCCACGCCAGAUGGAAAUCGGAGAGGCAACAGCAAAUCUAUUCCUCGAAAUUGCUUCAGGCUCUCGGUCAGGUCCGCCUCUCACCCGAAUCCACCCCCUCCUCCCCCUCCCCGACCCCCGCCCCGCCGUCGGUUCCGCGCCGGGGCCGUGCAGUGCGCGAAGCCGCGGACAGAGUCUUGGCUGUGGCGGCCAGGGGGAGGACACGAUGGAGCCGAGCCAUUUUAACCAAUCGUAUCAAACUCAAGUUCCGGAAACAUAAGCGGCAGAGGACGCCGGCGACCGCCACCGGGAGUAGCCGGUCGAAGAAGCCUAGAGUUAGUGUUUUGAGGUUGCAGGGGAAGGGUGUCCCGGCCGUGCAGAGGAAAGUGCGCGUCCUUGGCCGGUUGGUUCCCGGUUGCCGUAAACAACCGCUACCAGUGAUUCUAGAAGAAGCUACCGAUUACAUAGCCGCGCUGGAGAUGCAGGUUCGAGCCAUGAGCGCUCUAGCCGAGCUUCUCUCCCGCAGCGGUUCCGGCGCCGGCUCCAGUUCGGCAACGCCGCCAAGCUGAUAACAAAAUCUGCUUGGUUAAUUUGCCAAGUGUCAUUUGGUUUAUCGCUCUCUAUUUUUCUCAUUUUUAAUUUUCUUCUUAAAAUUAUUUUUAAUUUCAGACCCUAAUCUCCCCCCCUAUCUCAUAAACCUCCUGUGAAAUAUAAAUCCCCGUACUGGUUUUCCCAUUUAA